Archocentrus centrarchus (flier cichlid) is the source of this 4482-nucleotide messenger RNA. RefSeq lists its product as uncharacterized. The coding region runs from base 2870 to 4228 and encodes 452 amino acids. NCBI's taxonomy places the organism in Eukaryota, Metazoa, Chordata, Actinopteri, Cichliformes, Cichlidae. The transcript has 2 exons. The record is from RefSeq and is a predicted model, not a curated record.
CUCUCCUCCUUGCGCAAGUUCAAAUGAGUUGUGUGUUUGUUCUCUGAGUUUUUAAAAUGAUCUGAACCUAUCAUUUUUUGGUCCUUCGAGAGCCGGAGCGGGACAGUUGCUGACUGACGCUGGAGGAGACGAACACCGAAGACUGUCUGACAGCCAGGAUCAUCAGUUGACCUGAAGAGAAGUCCUGAACCGUGAAUUCGUCUUCAGGCCGGUGAUUAGCUUCGCUCCUCCAGCGCCGUUCAUCGCUCUCCCGGAGUCCGAGGGGACGUAACACCAACUGUAACACAGGCAAAUUUAUAAGCGCUGAAAAUCUCUGACCCAGAUCUGGACUCCUGCCCUCUGAUCAGACAUCGUCUGGACCAGAAUGAUUGUCAGUAAAAACGAGACCCACCACCUCCACCUCUUCAUUGAGUCGCUACUGCACCACAACCUGCAGACAAGCAGUACAGCUCCACCUCAGAAGAGCCCUUAAUACUGCUCUCUCCUGUAUGGAGACAGACCAGAUCGGCUGCUCAGAGGAGAGACCUGAAGUGUGACAGCCGUCACACUGAACUGAGCAGCAUACGCAGGAGAUGGUUAAUGAGAAGAAGAACCACCAGAAGAAAAAAGGACAAAUAAGAUGCUGACAGAGAACAGCAACAUUGACUCUGUACUGAAUCGUUGUCACUAGGUAAAGUGUUGCCCGUGGAAGAAGACGGGGUGACUUUUCCAGGUGCGUCUAGAUGACAGAUGUUACAACUGCAGCCUGAUGGGUCAUUGGUGAAACGAAUGCCCAAGACUGGUGAAGGGAACACGGACUAACCAGACUGUGUCACAGUGAUCGGAGAGGAGGACUCCAGACAAGUCAGAUGAAGGCGAGUUGCCUGAUCAGCAGAAAAGGGAAGUGAGAUAUCACACACACACACACACACACUCAUUCAUUACUGGCGUCUAACACACAGUCUAGCACACGUGCAGCAACCUGCUCAGCAGGUUUCCUGUAACAUAUUAUUUUAAUGCAUCCAUGUACAGUUGCAUUGGAAUUGCAUAGGAAAAUGCUUAUGCUAAAUUUAAUUGUAAAUGGGAAAAUUUUUCUUUUUUGGUUGAUUCGGGAGCAACAAAUUCUACUGUCCGUGAAUAUGCAUUAUUUGUUUCAUUUAAGUUAAAGUGGACGCCACAUCUAUUCAAUGUCCACAUCUGGGAAUACAGUUAAAUAAGUUUUGCAGUUCCAAGCUCAGGAAAAAUAGUCAGGACAACUGUUCACCCAGUCUUUUAGUGCCUAAAAUGUUUUAGCUUCCAGGAGUAAAAUUAAGUCUAACUUUGUCCGAUUAUAUCUACCAGUGGAAACUAAGUCAAAAUUCAUUUUUCUAAAAAAUUUAGAUGAAAUACGCAAUUUGGUGAGUCCUAAUUCUGAUUUUAUGCCAAAGUAUGAUGUAGGCCCUAUUAGGGACUGUGAACCUUUUAUCAGACUGAAAUCUGCUUUUUGCCCUUGUUAAAAACAAUAUCCUCUUAAACCAGAGGCUGUUGCUGGCAUAACACAAGUAUUUAACUCCUUAUUGGCUACUGGAGUUAUUGUUUCAUGUCUUCUCCCGUUUCUAUUCCUUUUUUCCCUGUGGAGUUAAAAAUAGGGCUGUUCCCAGAGCCCCUAUAGUACCUAAUCCACAUGCCAUUUUUUUUUUUUUUUUUUUUUUUUGUGGCUCCUUUCACAGAUUACCUGAUGGUGUCAACCAUGUUGGCUCUGAUCCUCUGUUUCAGGGAUUCAAGCCUUUGCUACUCUGGAGGAGUGUCGUUUUUGAGCUAAGUGUACCUCCACCCUUCGUGGAUGGUUUCUUCAAAGAAAGAAAGAAAAAAAAACACUUGUCUGCCUUCCCUUGGUUUGCAAAAAUGGAGUCAUGGGUCAGACCAUGUCUCCAAAGGGGGGAUACUAAGAAUGAUACUUUGAAAAACAAACUGGCCAAAUGUUAUGAGGAGACGGGACUUUCUUGGGUUAAAGUUUUGUUAUUAGUGGAAAUGUACAUGCACAUAACACCAUCAGAAUUAGGACUUACUCCGUAUAGAAUAGAAUGGUUUUACUGUCAUUAUAUAGGAUAUACAAUGAGAUUGGAGGGUCACUCCUGUUUAGUGCCAUAUAAUACAAAGUCAAAACUUACUAAAAUGAAAAUAACAUAAUCUAAUAUAAUCAAAUAUAUAGAAAAUAAAAGGUAUAUUAAAACUAAAGAAAAUAAGAGAUGUAUAAAGUAUACACUGGUGCAUAUAUAUAUACAUUCAUAAGAAAUAUAUUCAUUGUAAUAGAAGGCAGAAGAGAGCUGUGAUUUGAGUGACUGGAUGAGGAAAUUUUUACAAAGUAAACAAGUAAUUGAUGCUAGUAAACUGCCAGAAGCAUCUUCUUUCUCUCCACAGGUGCCACUGAUACAGCCAGGAGACUGGGUGCUGGUCAAGGUCAUCAAAUGGAAGUGCUGGUCAAACCCGAGGUGGGACGGUCCAUAUCAAGUUCUACUGACCACACCAACAGCAGUGAAAAUCGCUGAAAGAUCUACGUGGAUUCAUCUGAGUCACUGCAAGAAGGUGGAGCCACUUACUUCGGAGUCUGGUUACAAAGGGGGAAAUUCCUUAUAGUGGUUUUUUCGUCUCAACCCAGUGAAGAAAACAACUGAUCCCUACUCCUUUAGAAUGGCGCCCUUCUGCAGCCUCAUAAUUAUUUUCAGCGUGAGCACACUGCUAAUUUUAGGAGGAACAUCUUCAUUAAAUUACACCCAGUACCCACAUGAAUAUGCAACCAAUGAAUGGUGGCAGUUAAUGAACGUCACAGCUCAUGUUAAUAAUUGGACAAAUUGUUAUGUGUGUGCACAUAUGCCAGUGGCAGGACACAAUACUGGACUGAGGCCUUACAAUGUUAGCUGGGAGCACUCAUGGUGUCUCUAUGGGUUGGCUACACAUCCAGGGAGAAGAGCUAAGAAAGAAGAAAGAGCUUUAUUUGUCACAUACAUUUACAUGCAGUGAAAUUCAUUCUCUGCAUUUAACCCAUCACACACAUAGAGUAUGUAGUACACACAGCAUGGAGCAGGGGGCAGCCAAAGGGCGCCCGGGGAGUGAAGCAAAUUUUACCUCAAUUCUUAACGUAAAGGGGAUAAGUUCUCCUAUUAAUAGAAACUGUUCUAUGUUAACAGAUUUGCUCACUUGGCCCCAGUUAGCUAACCCCCUUCUUGAGGUGCUAAUGUUGAAUCAUUUGCCAGAGAAAGCUUUUCCAGCAUGUGUUAUAGCAAAUGGAACCAUCAAGGUGGGUAGAUUACCAGCCACUCUCUGUAAUGCUACCUAUUCGUACUGUCCACCAACAGAUGAGAGACAAUGCCUGACCUGCCUAAAAAAUAUUGCUUGUUAUAAUAAUCUAACUGUACGGAGGAAGGAAUGUCAGUCUGACCUGGCCUACAGAAUACAGAUGGACACUGGAGAGCUGAGUCAGUGCUCACGAGUAGCACCAGGACCCAAGGGAACAAGAGUGUUAGCGGAUUGGUAUUUCAUCUGUGGUCACAAAGCAUACGUGUCCCUUCCCCCAGAUUGGGGAGGCUUGUGUAGUGUUGCAUAUGUGUCAGAUCAUGUCUUUUUCAUGCAGUACCAGGCCAGUCAUCCACAUCACAAGACGAAGCGACAGGUUGGAGAGUGGCUCACGAGCCAUUCAGAAGUCCCAGAGGAGCUCCGGAUUUGGGGAGUCGGAGCGAAGAUUGCCCAGUCUAUCUUUCCAAGAAUUGGACUGGGAUUUGUGCGUGACCAAGUGGAAAUAAAUCGCUAUGUAAUAUUACGUCUGGUAAAUACAACCAUAGCUCUAGGACAAGGAACUUUAAAAGAGUUAAGUUCACUCAGAGCAAUGGUGAUGCAAAAUAGGAUAGUAUUAGAUCUUUUGACAGCGUCCCAGGGUGGCGUGUGUAAGAUUAUUGGUAAGACAUGUUGUACUUACAUCCCAGAUGAAGAUGAUGCUGGUGGAGCCAUAAGGGAGGCACUCGACAGACUGACUGAAUUACAGAAAUAUGUACAGCAGGACACUCAGGAAAGCCAGAGUGAUUGGUUUUCCUGGCUAAAUGCGGGAACUUGGUGGCAGGUAUUGUUGAAAUGCCUGACUCCUGUUUUGUGUGUGUUAGUGUUGAUUUGUGUGUUUACAAUGUGCAUUCUGCCCUGCAUCAGGUCCAUGAUAACAAAGAUUUUUACUGGUUAUGUUGUCAUAUUUGCAGCUUCAGAUGGUCGACCAAGACGCUGAAAUGACUGCAGAUAUUUUGUAAAUAUGUAUAUAUCUGGCAAUGAAUGAAACCCACACUGAAAAUGUGCAAGCAAGUGGUGCGGCGUGGAAAAAAGAUGCCAGUGAAGUUAUGAUAAACAGGGGGGAAAUGUUGGAGUUAUGGUAUAAAUUCCAUUCUGUUUAUUAUAAAUUAUCAUAUCUUCUGUUUGUAUAUUUUCUAUAAGUUGUUUUAUGUGCAUAUGAUACUGUUGUUUUUAUGUUUGAAAUGGGAACAC